Messenger RNA from Helianthus annuus (common sunflower), 1591 nucleotides. Its product is annotated as hydroxyproline O-arabinosyltransferase PLENTY. Bases 342 to 1460 code for a protein of 372 amino acids. The transcript is spliced from 9 exons. Gene Ontology annotation, molecular function: glycosyltransferase activity. The record is from RefSeq and is a predicted model, not a curated record. NCBI's taxonomy places the organism in Eukaryota, Viridiplantae, Streptophyta, Magnoliopsida, Asterales, Asteraceae.
UAAUUGCUAACCUACAAAUCAAUCUUAACCAUCAAACUAUAGAUAGAUCAAAGCUCACAAUGCUUUCACACUUUUAGGCAAAUUAUAUAUAUUCACUUGAACAAUGAACAUGCAACAAUGCAAUGUCCAUAGUCUCCAAGAUGGUUUCAAAACUUUAGGAUUUAAAGAAAAAAAUAUCCUUUUUGUUUGUCAUGCAGUGAUUUUCUGUGAUCACUUGCCAACAAUAGACAUCCAGAUAACCUUCUUCAUGUCAUGAUUCUGCUGUUUCUUUUCCCGCCUUCUGAUCAAACUCGAUCCUCUCUCGCUUUUUUGGCUACCCAUUUGUCAUUUAAGAAUGAUUUAUGAGGUUUGAAUGCUCCUCUGAAGUGGAACAGAAACUACAAAUGGCAAGGAAGAAUUUUAGCUACUCAUCAACAUUGUUAAUUGUUCUUUUGACCGUUGGUUCGUUCUUUGCGACAUAUAAUUUAAUAACAAUGGCAAUUCACAACAAGAUGCUGAAUUCUGGAGGGUUAUCCAAUGAUCCUGAUUUUACGAUGCCUGAUAAUAUGGAAAGAUCAACGGGUACGAAGGCGUUAUUCCAUGUUGCAUUGACAGCUGUAGCUCAUCCUUAUAGCCAAUGGCAAUCUCGAAUUAUGUAUUAUUGGUAUAAAAGAAUGAAAAGUAUGGCUGGAUCUGAGAUGGGAUCAUUCACCAGGAUUCUGCAUUCGGGCCAGCCCGAUAAUCUGAUGGAUGAGAUUCCGACUUUUGUUGUUGACCCGCUUCCAGAUGAUAGAGGGUACAUAGUUUUAAAUAGACCUUGGGCCUUUGUGCAAUGGCUAAAGAGGGCUACUAUUGAAGAGGAAUACAUUAUGAUGGCAGAGCCUGACCACAUAUUUAUAAAUCCGCUCCCGAAUUUGGCCCGUGGGAUAGUUCCUGCCGGAUUCCCAUUUAAUUACAUACUUCCUUCUGAAUACGAAGAAAUAAUCCGAAAAUACUUCCCUAAGGAGAAUGGACCAAUAACUAAUGUUGACUCAAUUGGUAAUUCUCCUGUUAUUAUAAGAAAGGAUCUACUCGAAAAAAUUGCUCCCACAUGGAUGAAUGUUUCUAUAAGAAUGAAGGAUGAUCCCGAAGCUGAUAAAGCUUUUGGAUGGGUGCUAGAAAUGUAUGCAUAUGCUGUGGCCUCUGCUUUGCAUGGCGUAAAACACAUUCUUCGCGAAGAUUUUAUGCUCCAGCCUCCAUGGGACACUGAAACUGGCAAAAGGUUUAUCAUUCAUUACACUUUUGGUUGUGACUACAACAUGAAGGGCGAGUUAACAUAUGGAACAAUUGGCGAAUGGAGAUUCGACAAGAGAUCAUAUUGGAACGUAUCUAUUCCAAGAAAUCUGUCUAUGCCCCCGCCCGGGGUUCCCGAAAGUGUGGUGACUCUUGUAAAGAUGGUGAAUGAAGCUACUGCUAACAUUCCAAAUUGGGAUAUAGAAUAACCAAGGGUAUACAAAAGUGAAAUGAGGAAAUGAAAUACACAAUCUUUAUAAAGUUUAAUUGUUUAGAAUGUAGAAAUGAAAUGAGAGGAACUUUAUUUUUUUAGAAUCAAUUAAAGGUAUUAUUAUCAUUA